AUAGAACCGACAAAUGAUAAUGAACUGACAGUGGAAUGGUAUCACAAUGGUUAUCCUCUCGCAAAUGGUCAUCGUUUCCGGAAAACGCAUGAUUUCGGCUAUGUAUCACUGGAUAUACUUUAUGCUUUCCCGGAAGAUAGCGGGGAGUGGACAUGUGUGGCCACUAACAGCCUGGGUGAGGCACAGUCUUCGGCCUCUUUCAAUGUUAUCGGCAACAAAGUCAUAUACGAUGAAAGUCAACAUCCAGAAAGUUUGCAUCGAAUCCAGCAAAUUGAAGCACCAAAAGAGCUACCACCAGAGCCCGUUGAACUAAAGCCGCUAGCUCCUCAGUUUAUAUCACCGCUGCAAACCAUCGAACGAAUCGAAGGACAACCGGCUCACUUUGAAACAAGAGUAACGCCAAUCAACGACCCACAGAUGAGGGUACAGUGGUUCAAAGAUGGCGCUCCGCUCCUCAACAGCAACCGAUUCCAUCAUACUUCGGACUUUGGCUUCAUUGGGCUGGAUAUUGCAUACACUGUUCCCGAAGAUUCGGGCGUUUAUACUGUUGUUGCAGCAAAUGAACAGGGACAGGAUCAAGCUGAAGGAUAUCUGGGUGUUGAAUCGAAAUCUGCUAUUAUUGGUGAUACGCAACACGAAGAGAGCUGGAAAAGGAUUCAGGAGCUGGAGCAACCAAAAGAGAAACUGGAGGAAGCACCGGAUCUUGAGCAUGGACCACCACAUUUUGUACAACAAUUGAACUCCAAUGAUGAUCUUAUUGAGGGGCAGCCAGCACAUUUCGAAGCAAAAUAUGAGCCAAUUAAAGAUCCAAAAGUGGCCGUUUUAUGGUUCCAUAAUGGCCGUCCGUUGGCCGCAAGCAGCCGUAUAGCAAUGAGGAAUGAGUUCGGAUUGGUAACACUCGACAUACAUUACGUUUUGCCGGAGGAUGUGGGCGAAUUUUGUUGUUUGGCAAGAAAUGCAGCCGGAGAAGAUCAAACAACCGGUAGUUUACACUGUCAGAGUCGAGCAAGCAUUCUUGGAGAUGUGCAACAUCCAGAAAGCUGGAAGCGAAUACAGGCAUGCUUUUUUCUCUCGUAUUGA
Gongylonema pulchrum is the source of this 1080-nucleotide messenger RNA. The record is from the annotation of a GenBank genome assembly. Lineage: Eukaryota; Metazoa; Nematoda; Chromadorea; Rhabditida; Gongylonematidae.